AUGAAAGGUGACGUGGUAGCCUCCGUCAUCAAAUGUGCCGUCAAACACGGCAUCAUCAACGCCAACACCGUUGAAGUGCUCACCAGCACGCUCUCGUCACAAGUAGACCUGUCUAACUGCUGUAACGACACCAUGAACAUGUUCAUGAUCCACCUCAACACCGUCGCUGCCAUGUUCCCGCAUAGUGCGGCGAUGUCGUCUGUGCGUGAUGCGUGUGUGCUGAGUGUGCUCGAGUAUCCGCCCGAUGCGCUCUACACGCACACCAAGGCGGUGUCUAAUGAUGU
Sphaeroforma arctica JP610 is the source of this 284-nucleotide messenger RNA. RefSeq lists its product as hypothetical. The transcript has a single exon. NCBI's taxonomy places the organism in Eukaryota, Ichthyosporea, Ichthyophonida. The record is from RefSeq and is a predicted model, not a curated record. The annotation marks the transcript as partial.